ACGGGCUGUGGAUGUGGAAGGCAGGGCGGGGACGGACCUCCAGGGCUGUCAGCCCAGGGCUGGGUUAAUCGCCCGCCCCAGAGGAGGAUGCACGUUCCCCAGAGAGACCCCCGGAGACCCGCCCCGGCGCUGCUCAGUGCCCACAAGGGCUCGUGCGAACAGCGGCCCGCUCCGCAGGGCGGCCCCGGGUUCAAAUCCUGCGGGAACGGCGGGGUGCGUGGCCCUUCCCCGCCGCUCCCGGCCCCGGCAGCCAGGCCGCGGCUCCCUCCCUCCCUCCCGCCCUGCGGGCCGCGCUCGCUCUGCUCCGCCCGGCAGCGGGGCCGGCCCGUGGCGAGGCGGCGCCGGGACUCUGCCCAGCCCGCAGCGGGAGCGGGGCUCGGCCGGGCCGGGCCCGCGGGAGCAGCCCCGCCCGGGGGCGCCAUGGCCGAGCGGGCCGCUGCCCAGGCUCCAGAAUGGGAUGCAGAGUUGGUGCCUUUGCAGCCACCUGCUGGCCCUGAAGAAAUUCCCCUUAGAGAAACCCAGCUGCACAUGACCAUGGAGGCUGAAGUUCAAGCCAUAGAGAAGAAGGUGGAUUCUCAGGCCACGCAGUUGCUGAAUCUGAAUGGGAGAAUGGGGACAGCUGAGAAGAAACUAGUCAGCUGUGAGGAAACAAUGGUGGAGUUUGGAAACCAGCUGGAGAGUAAGUGGGCUGUGCUGGGAACUCUGAUCCAGGAGUAUGGGCUGCUGCAGAGGAGGCUGGAGAACAUGGAGAACCUGCUGAAGAACAGGAACUUCUGGAUCCUGAGGCUCCCCCCAGGCGCUAAGGGAGAAUAUGCAGCGCUUGUGAUUUCAGUCCCAGUGUCGUCUGAUGCAUCUCUGUAUUUCUCUGAGCAGGGAUGGGAGAGUGCAGCCAAAUGGCAGAAGGAGCUUUGCGAGAACGUGAUGAAGGGGAACUAUGAGACUCUGGUCUCCCUGGACUCUGCGAUUUCCAAACCCAGCAUCCUGUCCCAGAUUGAACGAGGACAGGAGCCAUGUGUUGGGGAUGAGCCAGAAGAGACAGAAAUCCCCACGGAGCCCAGCAUGGACUCUCCAGUUCCUACACAUGAGAUUUCAUCCUGGAUUAAACAGGAGGAGGAGCUGCAUAUCCAGGAUCAGCAGGACUCGGAGGAGAGAGAGAUCCCUGAAGAUCUUAGAAUGGCAGAUGCUGAGCUCACGAUCAAAACAGAGGAGCAACGCCCCGAAGAAGGCCCUAGCGACCUGGAGCUUCCUGGGCCGUUGCCAGGACGAGCAGAGGAGGGAGCUUUCCAGGAUGCUGAACAGGAAGCAGCCGUUGAGAGUCCUCGCACUUCGGUCAGCUCUCCAGGCAACACCCUGGGGGAACUUACUCAGCAUGAAAGAGAACUCAAACCUGUUGCUGCCAAGCUCAGGGGCGAUGCAGGAAUAGCCCCCAAUGCGUGUGCCCAAUGUGGGAGGAACUUCACUCGAAAGGACAUUCACCUGUCGCAGGAGAGACUCCACACGGGUGAGAGGCCCUACACCUGUGCUGACUGUGGGAAGAGCUUUAGGCUCAAGAUCAGCUUUGUGAAGCACCAGAGAUGCCACACCAAGGAGCGGCCCUAUCCAUGUAGCGAACGCCAGAAGAGCUUCAAGCGCCACUCGGCGCUCAUGCGGCACCAGACGAUCCACAGGGGAGAGCGGCCGUAUGAAUGCGACCAGUGCAACAAAAGCUACAGCCGCAAGGAGCACCUCCAGAACCACCAGCGGCUGCCCACCGGGGAGAGGCCCUUCCAGUGCGCCGCCUGCGGGAGGAGCUUCAGUCAAAAGUUCGUGCUUGUCUCGCAUCAGCGGAUCCACACAGGGGGGUGGCCUUAUAAAUGCACAGAGUGUGGGAAAGGCGUCGGUGAGAAAUCCAAGCUGGCCAGCCACUGCAGGAGCCACACCGGUGAAAAGCCCUACAGCCGCGCCCAGUGCGGGAAGAGCUUCCGCCCCAAGGUGAGCUUCGUAAGGCACCAGACGAGCCAUGGCAGUGAGAAGCCCUACCCGUGCGCACAGUGCGGCAAGAACUAUGGUUACCUCUCCAGCCUCCUCCGUCGCCAGCUGAUUCACGCGGGGCAGCGGCCACAUCAGUGCAACAAGUGCGGCAAAAGCUAUGCCAAGAAAUACCGCCUGCGGAAUCGCCAGCGUGUCCACCUGGACGAAGGAUCGGAGCGGCGCAUCCCCUGCGGGAAGAGCGUCUCGGGGAAGCAGGACCUCCUAAGCCACCAGCAGAGCCGUGCCGACGGACGCCAUCCGUGCGCCUCGUGUGGACAAAGCGUCUGGCUCGUGGAGAGCGGCUUAAAGCACCAAAGAAACCACAGCAGGGAGAAGCCCUACGAAUGCAGUGACUGGCACUUGAAGCUCUUCCCGCAGUCGGAGCUCACCCGCCACCGGAGAGUCCACACGGGGGAGAGGCCUUACAAAUGCACCAAGUGUGACAAAAGCUACAGCCAGAAGUACCAUCUCCUCCAGCACCUGCGCGUUCACACGGGGGAGCGGCCCCAUCAGUGCAGUGACUGUGGGAAGAGCUUCAUCCAGAAAGAACAUCUCCUGAAACACCAGCGGAUCCACGCUGGAGGGAGGCCUCACCAGUGCAGCGAAUGCGGGAGAGGCUUCCGAUAUAAGCAGUUGCUGAAAGACCAUCAGAGGGUGCAUGGAGCAGAGCCAGAUCACCUGGAGGCUUCCCCAAAGACUGAAGCCUGGGUUCCUUAAUGCAGACAUAGGUUCCAGCCUGCCACAUAUCUUCCAACAAGCAAAGCAAAUACAAUACAGCGAGUUAACACACUCACCGUGCCCUGAUCUGGCAAGCACUUACAGGCGUGAUUAACUUUAAGCAUGUGACUUCCAUGGGACCAGUCACAUCCUUAGUUUUUGCAGGUUCGGUCUCCAUGUCUGUAUUUAUCAUAUAGCAGCCAAAGCUACAGAACCACCUGAGCGCUGGAGGAACAUUCACUGCCAGAGAUCGCUCACCCUUGGAGCUGGGAGGGAGACCUGAGCCUAUGUGGCAGACUCGGCUAAACUGGAAACUGACUAGAAACUUUUGAUAGCUAGAUUCCUCCGCGUGCCCCCCCCCCCCCCGUGUACAGCAGGGGGGUGUCUCAUAUCCUGCAGCUGGUGUCUUGUUAGAAUUCUCAUCACAGAUUUGUUUUAUAUGUACAGUUUGUGUAUGGCCCCCAUGGUUUCAGGUUUGCACAUGUCCAUUCUCUUCUAGCUAGGAGCUGUAGGCUACUUUGUGGUUUACCACUGUUCCUCUGUGUAAAGACUCUAUGGAAAGAAUGGAGGGUAAGUGACCUAUUGCUCACUUGCAUGUCGUUUUCUAGAGACCGGACAGGACUGCUCAUGCAUGGCCCUGGGGGCUGGAGCCAGCCCUAUCCUGGCCACUAAAAAUAGGUUCUUUGGGUGAGCAUAGGAUUGGAAGUCCUGCAUUCUAAUCCUGGCUCUGCCUGUCUGGCCUUGGACUGUGCCUCCGUGGCCAUGCUUGUACAUGACUUUGGAUAAUGUGUGACUUUGUUACAUUCAUUGGUAAUAAACUAAACGUGUUUGAUUUCCUAAAUAAUUGGUUUAAACUGAGUUUUGAGUAACUGUCAGUGAUAACGAGAGUCCAAGAGGUGGCGAUUCCUACGUAUGAGCCCAGGCCGCUCAGACAGAUGCUGGGAGGAAAGCAGGGCUUACAACCCCAGGGCUCUUAGUGGGAACCACCCUCUUGGUGCUCCCAAACCUACUGAAGUCAUGAAGGGCAGGACACUGAAGAUGGACAGGCAAGUGCAAGCUGCACUCUGCCCCCAGUCCCGUCUCGAGUGCUUUUUACUCUCUUACAAAGGAGAAGUGUUGAUGCAUUUUGAACCAAUGUAUGACACUAAAUAAUAAAGGAGCAGGUGCAAGACAUUGUG
Molecule: messenger RNA, 3905 nt
Organism: Caretta caretta (loggerhead turtle)
Lineage: Eukaryota; Metazoa; Chordata; Testudines; Cheloniidae
Source: RefSeq, a predicted model, not a curated record